AUGAAAUUGAUCUACUUUACAACUCUAGCCGCCUGCUUGGCAGCCGUCUACAUUGAAAAUGCAUUCGGUUGUCAUGAACGGCACAUGGGCGGUGACUCAGUCACCUGCGUCUGCAGUGCUCAACUGAAUUGCGACGGGGAACAUUCUCUGGAGCACCUGAACCAUAUCUCCAAAGAAAGUGGUCAUGUGACGAGCUUUGUGUCUUCACAGGCAGGUUCACGUUUUAAACAGCACGACCACAAGUUUUCCUCCUCUGCUAAUGGACACUUUAACCUGGAUAUUGAAAUUGAUCGAAACAAAAAACACCAGAAAAUUGUGGGCUUUGGGGCGGCUUUUACAGACAGCGCCGGGUGGAACAUUGGCCGAUUGCCCCGCGAUUUGCAGGGACGGCUAAUUAAGGAUUACUAUGGACCAGACGGUAUUGAAUACCGCCUUGGUCGAGUCACCAUUGCAGGGUCAGACUUCAGUACUCGUUCUUACUCGUAUGACGAUCACAAUCACGAUGAAAGUUUGAGCACAUUUGCACUGCAGAAUGAGGAUUUCAACUACAAACUGCCCUUUAUGCGGUGGGCGAAGGAAGUAAGCAAGCAUCCAAUUAAGUUUUUCGGCAGCGCAUGGAGUCCUCCGGCCUGGAUGAAGACUAACGGACAGCUAAAUCACGGUGGAUUUUUGAAAGGAGCUGCUGGCGGCAAAUACUACGAAGCAUUUGCAAAAUACACAGUUAAAUUCAUUCAGGAGUAUGCAAAAAACAACGUUUCCAUCUGGGGAGUAACAGUGGUCAAUGAGCCUGGUUUCGGAAAUGAUCGCAACUUCCGAUACAACUGUCUGGGCUUUACCGCUGAAGAGCAACGCGAUUACAUUAAAAAGGAUCUCGGACCGGAACUGCACAAAGCUGGCCUUGGCCAUGUCGCAAUACUUCACUACGACCACAACAUUGGAACUGCCUAUCACUGGUAUGAAAGGAAGAACAACAAGUUUGAUCAUUCCAUUCUGCAGCGAAUCUCUGAGAAAUACCCCGGCAAACUGCUUCUCAACACUGAAGCCUGUCUCGGUUACUCAAGAUCUUCCAACCUUGGAGACUGGAAUAACUUUAACGAGUACGCCGAAGAUAUUCUUGGCGUUUUAAAUCACAAUGUUCAAGGCACGGUAGUAGACGCACCAAUUCACGUCAGCGAUGAUGGUCAUGAGUACUACAAGCUGCCUUUGUACUAUGCAAUGGGACACUUCAGCAAGUUCCUCGUUCCUGAUUCAGUUCGCAUUGAGCACCGUUUGAAACAGGACAACGAAGGACACAACGUUGACUUUGUCGCCUUUGAGCGUCCCGACUCUAGCGUCGUGCUGACUCUGCUCAACAAAAACUCCCACAAAGUGUCCGUAAAGGUACACGAUCCUAAGCACGGCUUUUUCACUGUGGAUGUUGCUGCAAAAUCGAUGGAGUCGAUGAUUUGGUAUUAA
Rhagoletis zephyria (snowberry fruit fly) is the source of this 1455-nucleotide messenger RNA. NCBI's taxonomy places the organism in Eukaryota, Metazoa, Arthropoda, Insecta, Diptera, Tephritidae. The record is from RefSeq and is a predicted model, not a curated record.